Molecule: messenger RNA, 2465 nt
Organism: Diaporthe batatas
Lineage: Eukaryota; Fungi; Ascomycota; Sordariomycetes; Diaporthales; Diaporthaceae
Exons: 2
Coding region: 659-2065 (468 amino acids)
Molecular function (GO): NAD binding; oxidoreductase activity, acting on the CH-OH group of donors, NAD or NADP as acceptor
Source: RefSeq, a predicted model, not a curated record
GUGCGGCUGCAUGCGUGUGGGCGUAUGCUGCAAGGCGAUAUCUUGUCUUGGGUGACAUCUGGACAUCUGCUGCUUGCUGCCACCUGCCAUGGGUGUUCAAGGGCAGCAUCCUGAGCAACCGUCCUUCUCCAUGGGGUUAUGGAGAGGCGCGUGGAUAGCAAAGAGACCUUCCGAAGUCGUCGAGAAUUUUUCAUGUCACAGCACAGCGAGCACGGCAUGCGUGGGGGCAACUACCACAGUACAGAAGCCACCAAUGAGUCAGGCCCCACCAUUUCCGAGUCCUCUCUCCUGAAUGGAACAGUCAUCAUGCUGUCGUUAGAGCGAGGUGGUCUGUCAAAGGAAUCGGUAUUUAACCGCCUUUGGUCCUCCUAGUUGCACUCCGGCUCUCGCAAGUGUCUGUUUAAACAAAUAGCGUCAGGUGAAUCUCUGUGUUUCGCUGCCAAUAUCUUAGCAUCUUUCCCCUUGGCCUUGUGGUCCGAGAAAUCCUUUGCUACUACUGCAAAUAGUCACUCCCGAGGUCUACUACAGUACUACGCCGCCCGCCGUCGACGUUUCACCCCACCAAAGCCUUGCAAGCCUGUCAUACCAUUCGCUUCCCGAAAACUCACACCCUACAAAAAAGCAAACCAACCACACUCACACUCGCACUCGCACAACCAUGGCUCCUCAGGCUCAAAACAUUGCCGUCCGCGGGUCGGCACCCUCGCACCCUGAGCUCAGCGUUUCCCCCUCUGCCACCUUCCACAGCCCCUCCAGCUUCCCACAGAGCUUUGGCGCAUUAAACUCACACCAGCCCGGCGCAAGGGACCUGAAGCCCUUUGAGACAACAGACAUCAAGAUCCUGCUCCUGGAAAAUGUCAACCAGAGUGGCCAGGACAUCCUCCGCAACCAGGGCUACCAGGUCGAGGCUCUCAAGACUUCCCUCCCUGAGGAGCAACUCAUCGAGAAGAUCCGCGAUGUCCAUGUCAUUGGCAUUCGUUCAAAGACAAAGCUGACCGAGAAGGUCCUGAAAGAGGCAAAGAACCUUCUCGUCAUUGGUUGCUUCUGCAUUGGCACCAACCAGGUGGACCUCGACUACGCGGCCAAGCAUGGCAUCGCCGUCUUCAACUCGCCCUUUGCCAACUCGCGCAGUGUCGCCGAGCUCAUCAUCGGCGAGAUCAUCGUGCUGGCCCGCCAGCUGGGCGACCGCUCCAACGAGCUGCACCACGGCACCUGGAACAAGGUCAGCUCCAAGUGCUGGGAGAUCCGCGGCAAGACGCUGGGCAUCAUCGGCUACGGCCACAUCGGCGCCCAGCUGUCGGUGCUGGCCGAGUCCAUGGGCAUGAACGUCAUCUACUACGACAUCGUCACCAUCAUGGGCCUGGGCACCGCCCGCCAGACGCCCACCCUCGACGCCCUGCUCGAGGAGGCCGACUUUGUCACCCUGCACGUCCCCGCCACCCCGGAGACCAAGAACAUGAUCUCCACCGCCCAGCUGGCCAAGAUGAAGGACGGCGCGUACCUCCUCAACGCGUCGCGCGGCACCGUCGUCGACAUCCCGGCCCUCAUCAACGCCAUGCGCGCCGGCAAGAUCGCCGGCGCCGCCCUCGACGUCUACCCCAACGAGCCCGCCGCCAACGGCGACUACUUCACCAGCGAGCUCAACGCGUGGGGCGAGGACCUGCGCAGCCUCAAGAACCUCAUCCUCACCCCGCACAUCGGCGGCAGCACCGAGGAGGCCCAGCGCGCCAUCGGCAUCGAGGUCGCCGACGCCCUGGUCAAGUACAUCAACCAGGGCCUGACCGUCGGCUCCGUCAACCUGCCCGAGGUGACGGUGCGCUCGCUGACCCUCGACGAGAGCGACCACGCCCGCGUCAGCUUCAUCCACAGGAACGUCCCCGGCGCCCUCAAGCAGUGCUACGACAUCCUGAUGCCCCACAACAUCGACAAGGCCACCAGCGACAGCAAGGGCGACAUCGCCUACAUGAUUGCGGACAUUAGCGGCGUCCAGAUCAGCGACCUGAGGAACAUCUCGGACGAGCUGAACUCGCUCAGCUCGAGGAUCAUGACGCGCAUCCUGUUCUAGGGGCGUGCGUGGUUCUUCCUGUUGUCGGGUGAUUGUGUGAUCGUGGUUUUCUGGUUUUCAUUAGGUGGCAAAAAAACAAAAGUUCAACAUUGAGUGUGGCGUUUACUGGGUUCAAUUAGAUGACAGGCGAGAAGGGCUAUAGAUCAUCUGGGCGUUCAACAGCACCCUGGCAUCGUACUGAUGUGUGGCCUAGGAGCUUCCAAGGAAUAAAAAAAAUGGUCCCAACUUAUAAAUCAUCCCGGGGCUCCCGACUGCUCUGAGCAUGGGAGCUUUGACGUGUGCCCACGACAGGCUCUUACCAGGGUUCCCACACAAUAUUAGCUGACGACACUAUAACUGUUGUUUGCUGUCCCAGAGACUUCUGAUGGCAUAAUAAUUCCUGCUCAAUGUGUGGUAGGCA